AUGGUUUCCACCGAAAAAGAUCCGGUAACAUCAGCCAAAGACAAGAAAAAACCUCCAAAAAUAUGUGUUGGUCGCGAAACGCUCGAGAGAAUGAAUUUUCUCUACCAGGCCGCUGCGCUUAUGUCCCAAACAAACCCACAACUUUCCGCUUCGUACGGAAAGUUAGCAAAAUCAAUCGGGAAAAAGGCUGUGAUUCGGAUGGAACCCGCGAUCAAACGCACGCUGUGUGUACGAUGUGGAGUUCUACUAAAUCCCGCUACUACCGCGGAUGUUGUUGAUUUUCGACACAAGCAACUGUGCUAUGUACAAGUGAACUGUAAACUGUGUGGAUAUGUUAAACGCUUUUAUAACAGCAAAAAUCAUCAACUAUGGUUAGACAAUCCUAGUUCAUUGGUAGAACAAAUAGAAUUCGAUUAA
Molecule: messenger RNA, 417 nt
Organism: Anopheles marshallii
Lineage: Eukaryota; Metazoa; Arthropoda; Insecta; Diptera; Culicidae
Gene: Rpp21
Product: ribonuclease P protein subunit p21
Exons: 2
Coding region: 1-417 (138 amino acids)
Biological process (GO): tRNA processing
Cellular component (GO): nucleolar ribonuclease P complex
Source: RefSeq, a predicted model, not a curated record